Messenger RNA from Racocetra persica, 391 nucleotides. NCBI's taxonomy places the organism in Eukaryota, Fungi, Glomeromycota, Glomeromycetes, Diversisporales, Gigasporaceae. The record is from the annotation of a GenBank genome assembly.
GCGUGUUACAUGGAACUCAUACUUACUUAUUACAAACUGACAAAGGACAAAUCAAAGACACAGAUAGUAUCAGCGCCGGGUUAGAUUAUCCCGGUGUUGGUCCUGAACAUUCUUUUUUAAAAGAUGAUGGCCGUGUUGAAUACGUUGCAGUCACUAACAAAGAUGCUUUAAUUGGAUUUAAAAAGAUGUCAGAGCUUGAGGGUAUUAUUCCGGCUCUUGAAACAAGCCACGCAAUCUAUGAAGCCAUAGAACGUGCAUCCAAAAUGCGCAAAGAUCAGGAUAUUCUUUUAUGUGUCAGUGGUCGUGGCGAUAAAGACGUUCAAUCUGUUGCGAAAGCAUUGCCAGAAUAUGGUCCUCAGAUCGGAUGGGAUUUACGGAUUGAAGAUAUUUA